Molecule: messenger RNA, 4398 nt
Organism: Paramisgurnus dabryanus
Lineage: Eukaryota; Metazoa; Chordata; Actinopteri; Cypriniformes; Cobitidae
Gene: ulk4
Product: unc-51 like kinase 4
Biological process (GO): protein phosphorylation
Molecular function (GO): protein kinase activity; ATP binding
Source: RefSeq, a predicted model, not a curated record
UGUUACGAAACUGGUAUAUUGUUGAAAGAGACGUUACAAAAGGACAAGAAAACUUUUAUAAUAUGGAUUUAAUAAAUACUUGCCCAUUAUAUUGACUUUUAGUGUCUGUGUGACGUCAGAUUGUAGCUAACGUUGUCAGCGUUCUCGCGAGUUUCAUGAGUUUCUGAAAGAUGGAGAACUUUUUUUUGUAUGAAGAGAUUGGAAGAGGCAGUAGAUCAGUUGUUUAUAAGGGUAGGAGAAAAGGCAGCAUACAUUUCGUGGCCAUCAUCUGCAGUGAGAAGUCCAAGAGACCUGAAUUAACCAACCAUGUUAGACUUGCUCAUGAUAUCAAGCAUGAUAAUGUGGUGUCUUUCUAUGAAUGGUAUGAGACAAGCAACCAUUUGUGGCUGGUGGUGGAGAUGUGCACAGGUGGAUCUCUGGCAGGACUCAUUUCUCAGGAUAAGUCCUUGCCUGAAGACGUAGUGCUAGAGUUUGCAAUUGACCUUAUAAAAGGUCUUAAACACAUCCAUGACUCUGGCAUUGUUUUCUCUGAUCUAACACCUGCAAAGAUAUUGCUAGAUGGUCCGGGAACUCUGAAGUACUCUAAUUUCUGCCUGGCAAAAGCUCAAGGAGAGAGUUUGGAGGAGUUCUUCUCACUGUUGAUGACAGAAGACACAGGAGACAGCAAGGACAACUUAAUUUCUCUACAGAAAGACAUCAAGAGCAGAAUUAGAGGUUCUCCUGUGUAUUGUGCUCCUGAGGUGUUGACAGGAGCAGACUCAAGUUUCAGCAGUGACCUGUGGGCCUUGGGCUGCAUCCUAUAUGAAAUGUUCACAGGAAAUCCACCCUUUACCUCUGAAAGUAUGACUGGAUUAGUUGAUCUCAUUUUAAAUGAAGAUCCUCCACCCCCAAAACAGAAAGAGCCCGCUUUCUCACAGCCCAGUCCAGAGUUCGAGAGCCUGAUCAUUGGUUUACUUCAGAAAGAUCCAGUGAAAAGGUUAAGCUGGGACCCUUUACUAUCUCAUCCGUUCUGGAGGGGAGAAUUUUCAAAGACACGGCCCUUUACAGGAAAUGAGCAAGAUGGCAUAUCUUUGAUUUCCAGCCUACGUUUGCCCCUUGUGGCCUCUCAGACAGCGGAGGAAACACAGACAGCACCUGCUGACCCAAGCAGCCUAAACCUCAGCAAGUCCUUCACUUUAGAUAAUGUGGUUGAGUUUAGACCAAAGUCUGCGCUGGACACGGAUGCCAGAGAGGCUGUUUUCCUCCUCAGCUCCAGGCCAACUCCAAGAACAAGCAGAGCUGCUAGACAGAUGGAGGACAGGGGGCCUGAAACUCAAGAGUCAUGUGUCCUUGAAGAGGAGCAGAGUGACCUAAACACCUGCAUUAAAGCUCUUUUAUACACAGACAGUGAUCUUACAGUGACCCCUAUCAUGGACAACCCAAAGAUUUUAAAGGCUGCUCCAGUUCGCUUCGACCCUAAAACACUUUGUUUACCCGCACACUCAGCUGAACGUUUGUCCUGUCUGAGCUCAGAGGACUGGUGUCAGUUCUUGCAGCAGGUGUGUGCUGUUCUGGAGUCAGUGGACCGGGCUGGAUCAGCCAGCGCCACAGCAUCACGCACUAAACUUAAUCUGCUCUGUUACCUGUGCACCGUCUGUAACCACAGAGAGACAGCUACACGCCUCAUACACUCUCAGCUGUUUCCUGUGCUGGUUCAACAGAUGCGACAUGCUCCUAACUGGGAUAUAAAGAGCAAAGUGAUGAGGGCUAUUGGGUUGCUGGCCUCCCAUUGCACAGAACUGAGAGAGGACGUUCCUAUCACAGAGGCGGUGGCCAUGUUUACAGAGCUGAUACGAGAGAACUUCAGGAGCAGCAAACUGAAGCAGUGCUUGAUUCCACCACUAGGGGAGCUGCUCUAUGUCAUCGCCACACAGGAAGAGAAGAAAGAGCGCCCAGGAGGAUUGUGGGUCGUUCCUGCUGCCGCCUACACCGUGUUAAUGAGGUGCCUUCGGGAAGGGGAGGAGUUAGUGGUGAAUCACAUGGCCGCCAAAACCAUAGAGAACGUGUGCAGUCGAGAGUCUCAGUAUGGUCAGGGGUUCAUCACUGCAGAGGUGGGGCCUGCGCUCUGGUAUCUCUUCACACACUCCACUGUGGAUGCGCUCAGGGUCAGCGCUAUAUCUGCUCUAUGUAAAAUAACUCGGCACUGCGCGGGUGCCUUUCAGAGCGUGAUCGACAAGGUGGGAUUACCCAGCAUCCUCAGCUGCCUGGUGUCAGGCAUCAGUCGUGUUCAACAGCACAUGCUCACUAUGUUUGCUGCCAUGUUGGCAUCUGGAGCACACUCUCACAGACUGGUACAGGACAGGGACUUUGUUAUGAAGAUAAUCCGUUCUCUGGAGAGUCCGUCUCCAGUCAUCCGAGCCAAGGCCUUCCUCGUUCUCCUGCAGGUCCUUAUGAACAACAGAGAGAUGCUUCUGCUCUGCUGUAACUCCAGGCUAGUGAUGUACAUUGAAAGAGACAUCAGAAAGGCCACGCCGGGGAAGGAGCAACAAACCGGCAAUGAAUACCUGUCGAAAUGCCUGACCCUCUUCAUUCGUCACACUGUGAUGGAACUGCCAGCCAUCCUGGAUGACAUCCUGUCUGCGUUAGGGUGCAUUGUGGGAAGGAAGCAUCCAUCUCCGACACAGGCCCGUCAUCUGAAGCAGAGCCUCCCUAUGAUGGCUGUAGUGCUGCAUCUACUCACCUCACAGAUUUUCCGACCACAGGUGGUGACCGAGGCUUUUCUUUGCAAAUUUGGGAAACUGCUGAAUCACAUAACAUCCAUUGAUUCUAAUGAGACGAGUUUGGGAAGUGCUAUUGGGCAGACUGCAUCUGAAGAGUUGAUUAGAAACACACUUUCUGCAAUGGAGGCCGUUUCCCAGCAUCCUGUUCUGCUGGGCCUGUAUCACUGGACAGUUGUGGAUUUGAUUGUGCCGCCAUUGACGUCUCUUGCCUUCAGUAAGAACGUGGAGUGGCGUAUUGUGAGUCUGCAUGUGCUCUCUGAGAUCACGCCGCUACUACUGAGCCAAGAGGAUGUGGAGUGGGGAGAGAAGGAUGGAGGGAGAGAAAGAGAAAGCAUUUCUUCCAACACCCGACUGCUGACGCUCAUCUCUGAGGCCCUGCUGCCACAAUAUGAGAUUCUGCUCCUGGAGCCGGAUCCUGUUCCUGUUUACGCCCUUGAACUGCUAGUAUCCCUCACUGAACACAGCUCACCAAUCAGCAGGCUUGUUAGAGAGAGCCGUCUCCUGUCCACGGUCUUUCAAGUCAUAGAGGACCACCAGAGUAACGUCCUUGGUGGCACAAUGCAGAACGCCGCCGCUCUCCUCUGCAAUCUGAUUGGACAAAAGGGCACAGACCUCCGACCGUUCUACCAGCAAGGUAUAAUUGAGCUGGUGUGUAAUGUCUUUGUGGAAGUCUCGGGCUUAUACCUGGAGAAAGAGCAGCACUCAGGGUUGAAGAGUUGCUAUGCUCUGCUCUUAUGUCUGCUGGACAUCAUCCACUGCCUGCUCAAACAUCUCUCAUCUGUAGUCCGACUGGCCCUGCAGAGAUCAGACAGUAAUGAAGACACUGAGGCUGCAGAAGAACUACUGCUCAUUCACAAACCACUGACAGAAAUAAACAACCUCCUCAUUCAACUGUUGGCGUGUAAUGACAGCAAGUUGUACGAGGAGGUCAGUUCUUGUGUGUCUUUGCUGGCUCAGCUCUAUGGAGGAGAAGGAGCCGACCGCAUGCAACCGGAGGAGCUGCUCAGCCUGGCACACGCAUUACAGACACACACCGAACCCAGACAACAAAAACUGCUGCUCCGUGUGCUCAAACGCCGGAUGAGUGCAGUUGACAGCUCCUGUUGGGGUUCCUCUGAAGGUCAGAACUUGGUUCACAUUCUGCAGAAACUGGCGCUGCCUACCAGGCACCAGUCUGACAUGACAGUGGAAUCACUCGCUGCAGAGAUUCUGAAAGCCAUUGGAUCGUGAAACCUACAAAACGUUUUUUAUCUUGGUACUUCAUGUAUAUUUGCACUUAUUUAAUGAAUGAUCCCCCAAAAAAUCUAGUGUCUCCUGAAUUGUCAAAGACUGUAAAGCACGGAGCCUAUAAACUAAUGAUUGUUAAUUUAUUUGCUUUGAGAUUAAACUGAGUUUGUUAAUCGCUAUAAUUUUUGCCUAUACAAGUUUAUAUGCACUCCAGAAAUUUCAAAUAAAAAAAUAUGCACACAAAAUAAGAUAAAUUUAGGUCCAUUUUAUUGUUUAGCCAGGUCAAAACAAAGUCUUCAACCAAUAUUGCAGGCUACAAUAAUUAGGGGUUCUUUUCAAAACCUUUCUAAAGCUACCAUCAAAUAAAAGAAACAAAAGAUCAAGACAAGAGAAAAAAAAAAGAAACAGAAAA